AUGAGUCUGGACAAAUUUUCAAGUCGGGAUAAAGGGUCAAGUCAGAUUAAAUUCUUAAGUCAAGGAAGAGGAUUCGUCAAGUCAAAAGUAAGUCAGGAUAAAGGAAUCUUCGAGUCAAGAAGGAAAAUCUGGUCAGAUGCUCGGGUCAAGAAAGUGGGUCAAGUCAAAUGGGAUUCUAAGGUCAAGUCAAAGACAUGGGCUAGUCAAGGAAAUUUUAAAGUCAAGUCAGGUCAGUCUAGUCAAGUAAAGGAAAUCAGACAAGUUGAAGUAAAUCUUCAGACCAAGCCAAGCAAAAAUGAAAGAGUCAACUAA
Messenger RNA from Clunio marinus, 312 nucleotides. Lineage: Eukaryota; Metazoa; Arthropoda; Insecta; Diptera; Chironomidae. The record is from the annotation of a GenBank genome assembly.